CACCUAAAGCAAUGCACGAACAACAGUGAAAGCAACGCCCCAACACGCUGACAACACCUACAUUAAACCAAUGCACUUCACCAGAACAAAAUGCUCGUAACUGAGGAGGACCUAGCACUCUCCCGGUGUUUGUGGUCCCUCAACAACAACAGUUACAAGGGCCGAGAUUCAGAGGAAAGGCUGCAACCAUCAUUCUUGAAUAAUGGCUGGCAUUGAAGAUUUCAGUGACAAAAAUGCUGUAUUCCGGAAGCUCAAGGCAAAGGCUGAGAACAAGAUGUGCUUUGACUGUAACACAAGGAAUCCUACAUGGGCUUCCGUUACGUAUGGGAUUUUCAUAUGCCUCGACUGUUCUGCUGUCCAUAGGAGCCUUGGAGUCCAUAUCAGCUUUGUCAGAUCUACAAAUCUGGAUUCGUGGACUCCUGAACAGUUGAAGAUAAUGAGCUUUGGAGGUAAUGGUCGAGGACAUACAUUCUUUAAGCAGCAUGGUUGGACUGAUGGAGGUAAAAUAGAAGCAAAAUAUACAUCAAGAGCAGCUGAACUUUAUAGACAACUUCUUGCGAAGGAAGUUGCUAAAAGUGUAUCAAAUGGAACUAACCACUUAUCUUCUUCAUUGCCCAAUGCUUCACAAGCAAACCAUGAGGCUAAUGGAUUCCCCGGGGAAAAGAUAUCAACCUCGACAAAUGAUUUUUUCUUUGACCAACAACUUGCUUCACCUGAAGUGACCCCUUCAAAGCCUGAAGUAUGCCCCUCAUAUCCAGCUAUGACAAACACAGCCAAGAAACCAUUGGGAGCAAGGAGAACUGUGGGAAAUAAGACUGGUGGACUCGGUGUCAAAAAGCUUACAACAAAGCCAAAUGAGAACCUCUACGAUCAAAAACCAGAGGAACCCACACCUACCCACAUUCCGUCAACUACUACUACUGCAGCACCUAGUGCAUCUCGGCCUUCUCGGUUCAGUUACUUGGAGAAUAACACAGAUAAAGAGUCAAAUGGUGGAGGAAAUCAUAUUUCUGGUCAUGUGCCUCCUCCUGCAUCUACAAAUUUCUUCGCUGAAUUUGGAAUGAAUGCAGGGAAUCAAAAGAAAACAAAUGCAAGCCGAUCUAAAUUACAGAUUGAGGAGAGUAAUGAAGCAAGACAGAAAUUUGCAGAUGCAAAGUCAAUAUCAUCUUCACAAUUCUUUGGUGAGCAGAACAAAGCAGGUGAUCCAGAAACAAAAGUUCGCUUGCAGAAGUUUUCGGGCUCAACUGGCAUAUCAAGUGAUCAGUUUUUUGGGCAUGAUGAAGACGAUUCUCCGCUGGAUCUGACAGCAAGUGAGCUCAUCACAAGGCUAUCAUUCCAGGCAUCCCAAGACAUGUCAACCAUAAAGAACAUAGCUGGUGAAACAGGCAAGAAGUUGACUUCAUUAGCAUCCAACAUCUUUGCAGACCUUCAAGAUCGUGUUCUCUGAUCAGAUUUUUUUUAAGGAUUUGUGGCCGUGGCUUAUAUGACUCUUGUGGUAAUAAGUUGUCAGUGUUAGACUCUGAAACUUUCAUUGUGUUGUGUCUAUUGUAUUGGUUGGCGGUAAAAUUCUUAUGGUGGCCUACAUGAUUUCGUAGAAUAAUAUAUUUAUUCAUUCUUUUAAAAAGAAAAUAAAUGUCGCCAGAAAUUCUAUCAAAUUUGAUUCUUAGGGCUGUUUCAGUGGGGCGUUAAGCCAUUCUUCUCUGAACAAUUCGAUAAAUUAAGCAUGGAAUUGAGAUGUAUAAUGAUAAGUUGAAUUUUCUAUUGUACCACUAUUAGAGAAUACUUUUGAUAUAUGUGAAGAACACUAUCGUUAGUUUCCAA
Molecule: messenger RNA, 1821 nt
Organism: Cryptomeria japonica (Japanese cedar)
Lineage: Eukaryota; Viridiplantae; Streptophyta; Pinopsida; Cupressales; Cupressaceae
Product: probable ADP-ribosylation factor GTPase-activating protein AGD8
Exons: 7
Coding region: 203-1447 (414 amino acids)
Biological process (GO): COPI coating of Golgi vesicle
Molecular function (GO): GTPase activator activity
Source: RefSeq, a predicted model, not a curated record